GCUACAAAAUAAAACACCGUAGAAGAAGUCGUAGGUCUCAGCAGCUGUUGCCAUUGUGCUCAGAUACAAUGAUGGACAGUGUCCGCGCGAAGACAAAUGACUGCUGUAAACCAUUCGUUUUGAUUAUCCAUGCAUUAUUUAUUUGAGCCGAAGGAAAUGUGGCGCUCUGUAUCUCAUUUUUCGAGGUAUACCAGACCAGCUAGACAAGAACGACGCUGACUUACUUCCGUGUACAUAAAAAGACUGACGAUAAGUCCCGCCUCCGCACACGUAAUUGGUUCGUUGCAGUUCCCAGAAAAUCAUUCUUGUUUGUGAUUGGACGGCUGACGACAGGACUUUUGAAUGGCAUGUAGACAGAAACUGCUACGGAUACGCAUCGAGGGCAUAUGCGGCUAAAGAGUGAGUUUACCCGGUUUACGCGAGUUUGAUCACCAAAUUAUGCUUGUUGCAGAUGUUUCUUCUCAUUGCCGCAUGUGUACCUCAAGAAAUCAGCGGGAUGUCGAGAAAACAAGACACUACAUAGGUGGGCUGAAUGCUAAUGCUUGUGCCCCCCGGCUCAGUGUUAAGUAACGUUAACGCAGCAAGGGGACAUGUCAGGUUAAAUAAUGGCCAACAUUUGACGUCUUCAAGGAUAGGACGAAGUGAAUGUACGAGGUUAUUUCAGUAUUUCAUCAACGUGUGGUAACUUCCAGUGUUUUGCAAUGCAAGAGUGCGGUCAGUACUUGUAGUGAGCAACUUUGACACCUAUCAGACCUCUCUGUAGGAUACAAACAAGGUUAGUCCCUCAGCUGCGAAUCGGGUCACAUUUUGCAAUAUCUGGUUAUUCUGUACGUCGAAGGGACAAACCAUACUUGUGAAGGGUCAUUUCAUAGCUCGAGUAUCAAAGUAGUUUUUCAGCAUGACUAGCCAAACGUUGUAGAGGGCGUAUUUUAUUACAGAAGUUUAUAGGACUCUUAAAGUCCAUUACAGCAGUGGUUCUCAACUGGUCUCACUCUGGGACCCACAUUUUCCCAUGGUCCUUAAGUCGUGACCCACUUUUAUAGAAUUCAAACCAAGCAAAGUUAUUUGUUAUAUUAUAAACCUUUAAAGACUCUAAUCCUUAACAUAAAUUAACUUGUUUUAUUUAGUAAAGUUCAUUUCAGAGCACAUGAAGGGGACAACAUGAGGAGGACAACUUCUAAAGCUGCAUAUACAGAAAAUAUCAAAUAUCUAAUAAAUAUCCCAUUAAAUAUUUACUUUUUUGACCAGCUGUUCGUGACCAUAGACAGGAUAUACUAUGUACAACUUGGUUCCGCCUCCCGCCUGUAUACAGAUUUGAAGCCAAAAAGUUCUCAGUAUUUCCAGGAUUAUUAUUCAUUUCAUAAAAACCAGCGCUGCGAAGUAGCGUUGUGCGCAUUAUGUGGGUCACCCGGACGAGCUACGCAAUCCCUGAAUGCCAAAAGGCUGUAUCAGGUGUCAAUCAAAGAAAACAUGAACCCAAUAACUUUUAAAAACAGAGCUUCACAGAAAAAAGAGGACUUGAGCACAAACCAGUCUUACUGUAAUUACAUGUCAACAUCGCAAGCAUGGGGGAGAAAAAUGUAUUAUCUGUGUAAGAAAUUUCUUAAGUUUGUCCACAGCUCCAUAGAGAUUGCUGGAGGAGGUGGGAUUUAUGACCUAUACUGCUGCAUGUCACAAGAGGGUGCUGUUCUCAGAGUGGCUACACCCAGCGAGGAGUCGGACGCUGUCCAUUCUAUAUGCAGUCUAUGUUCGUGACCCAUCCAGAACAUGUCAGCCACCCACUUUUGGGUUGGGACCCACCAGUUGAGAACCACUGCAUUACAGUACCCCUAGUACAAAUGAUCAUGUAUUUGUCUAUUUUUAAAACUUUAACCCCUAUCAGGAUAGUCAGGAGCACCUUAUUGGCCAAGUAUGUGUGCACAUAAGUUCAUACAAUGAGCUUUUGAAUUUUCUGUGAAUGUAAAUUGGCAAGAAAACGUUUCAUGUGUAUGGACAAAUUGCACACUUUCCCUUUCUUUACCUUGUCUUCUUUUGUCUCUUCCAAGAUACUUCCAUGUAGGUGACCAGGAGUUAUUAAGGAGCGGGCCUGGGCUGUUUUGAAACACAUGGGGAAAUUCUGUAUAGGUUCUUCAUGUUGAUGUAAGAGUCAAAACUUCAAUUGGUCAUCACUGAAGCAAAGCAAAAUGUAUGGAGAACAGUAACAAAUCAAUUGCCUUUUACUGCAUACCAUUACAUUGUUACUGAAACAGAUGUUUGCAGUUCAUUGAGUUUAAGCAUGCAUGCAAAGAGAAAACAAUGCUCAUGAGAGGGGUUGUAAACUGUUCUUUUUUGUCUUUCAGCCUCGCUUUCACCAAACUGAGUAGAGCAACUGUGCGUGUGAGGAGACUGGCAGCCCAUUUCUGCAAAGCAACCAUGUCAACAGACCACCAGGGUUCCAGUCCAUCCUCUGCAGGCAACGGGGACGCGCCCACUGCAGCCAUUCUGAUCAUAGGAGAUGAGAUACUCAAGGUGAUUUGAAAUUGACAGAUGUAAUUCAUGUGAUUUUUAAAGCUGUGUUGAACCUUUUAGACGCAUCCACACCAAGAACCUUUAAGAUCAUUAAGUUGUGAGAAAAUCAGAAUAGACUGUCAUUAUUUUUGUAAUUGACCUUCACACUAAAAAGUGUGAUUUUAAACAUUUAGAUAUGGCACCCUAACUCAUCAGUAUGCCUAAGCUCACUGGACCGCCACAGUCAAGGAUCUGCACGUCAUAUCCUCAGGAAAUCCCUCUGAUCAUUAUCUGAAGUGGCAGCGGAGCUCAGUUUUAAGAUGACAUGUUCACCACUAUUUCUAGACGUGACAUACUCAUGAUUUAAACACAAGACCUUUGAUUUUGUCCAGUGUCAUGUCUUACAUGUGUAACAGGCUCACUGUGAGUUAUUGAAUUUCAUCAGGCAAGACUUGGAUUCAUUCUUGAGGCCUUGAAUGUAAUAUUGAAGUGAGUUUUUAAAAAAAAAAGGUUGUGACUGUCUUGAGUGUCUGUUUUUACUGUUGUGUUAGGGUCACACUGUGGACACCAACAGCACCUUUCUAACUAAAGCGCUCAGGAAGCUCGGAGUGUCUGUGCAGCGAAUCACAGUCAUACCAGAUGUCCAGGAGCUCAUUGCCAAAGAGGUGGCCCUCCUCUCACCUCAGUAUACGCACCUCAUUACCUCAGGAGGCAUAGGCCCCACCCAUGAUGAUGUCACAUUUGAGAGCAUCGCCAUGGCGUUCAAAGAAGAGCUACAUCCUCACCCUGAGCUGACCCGGCUGGUGGAGGAAUUCUUCGGAGUGGUGGAUAAAAACAGUGCUGCUAUGAAGCUGGCCAUGGUGCCACGCUCAGCCAAACUCAAUUAUGGGACCGACCCACAAACAGGACAACUGCUGCGCUACCCGCUGGUGAGUCCGCAGGCUGAAAGCGUUCUCGGUGUAGUUAUUUAAUUGAUUGUCUCUUGUUUACUGUGAGGGAUCAUGUUGACAUAAAACAAUGAACUAGAUCAAAUUAUAUCCAACUAAUUGAGGAUCAGUCUCUGUCUUUUCUGACAGUUUUUUAAAUCAGUGAUGUUCCAGAUAUCCGCUGGGCUGUAUCUGGUCUCUGUUUUCAGGCAAAUAAAAAAGGUUUAAGCUGACACAACUUUCAGGAAGAUGUUCUCCCACAGUCACAUAAUGUCUGUUCCAUCCUGUUCUGGGGUUAUUUUAGGAGACAGAUUGCUGCAUCAUCUACAAAGCAGACAUUGCCGGAUCGUAGGCAGCUUCUCUCAGUGAGAAAAAUCAUUAUAUUAACCGUUUAGAGACUGAAGCAGAGUAAAGGAUGUACAUAUGCAAAUAUUUGCCAGAGUGAAAUCAUUCAAUGUUGCUAUUUUCUCUAUUUAUCAAAGUGCUCUGUCCAACUUUGUGAUUACUUGAUCAUGAUUAUACUGCUUAAAGUAGAGCCGCCAAACAGACAUGUUAUUAUCUAAAUAAAAGCAGUAAAUAGAAGCAUUAACGAAAGGAUGUUGCUAAAUUCAUGUGUCAUUUUGUUCUAGCCACAAAAAACUUUAAAUAUCACGACACACCCAGAACAUAUGAACCACAGCAGACCAGGCAUUCCUUGAUAAACUAGAGUAAAACUAUGUGUUUGCAGGCAAAUUAAAUAGAAUUAGUGAUUUUGGACAGUUUAAAAUCUGGAGUAAACUACUGGGUGUUGAAUCCCAUUUUCUACAAAGAAGAACCGUCACUUUUGGGAUUUUUUCAGGACUUUCUGGGUCUAAAACUUGCAGCAAUCCCUCUUUCAUGCAUGCUCCCCUCUUAGACUGUUCUGGGGGAUUUUUAAGAUGGCAGUCUGUAUUUCUUUGACUAUAAUACUUUAAACAAAAGUUAUCUAGGCUUGUAUGAGCUAAAAACUAUAUAAGUAGAGUAAGUUCUUCAGUUUCUGGUGUAUCUAUCUCUCUCCUUCCUCUAGGUCAGUGUGCGUAAUGUGUACAUCUUUCCUGGGAUCCCAUCUCUACUAGAGAGAGCCUUCAAUGGACUGGAGCACCUCUUUGCAAAUUCACGGACCACAUUUUAUUCUCGUGAGGUAACACCGUGACCACAGCUGAAGUUAUAAAAUCCAUCUGAGUUUUGUGUUUGGGAUGUUUAAGGGCCUGUUUCCACUAACAGUAUAUAUAUUUUUUUAACUGGCAGCACCCGAUACCAACAUUUCAGAGCACUUUUCUCCACAGCGCACCAGUGCUAGGUUAUGAAAGUUACUCGGUGACGCCUCCACUUCCCUUUGUUGUAACAGUGAAGUUUUUAAAUCACUCUGUAUGCUUCAGAUCUGUUAUUAUGCAAGGACAUUUAACAGAGAAUAUGUGAAAAAUAGAGAACCCUGUCGUGGUGUUACCAGAAGCACUAGACUUGUAAAUUGUGUCCUCAAAAGAAAGCAAGAAUUAAUUCCUUUUCACCCCUUAAUGUGGAUAAGGAUGAUAAUGGAGGUCCUGAAUCCUUUAAUUUUGAUAGUUUAGCGAAGAAUGACUGUGGUGGUGUCCAAAUGCUGAAAUAUUUUUACCUGAGAGCAGUGUGAAAGCAGCAGCAGCCACAACAAAUUGCCUUUGCUAAGAGAGUUUUUGCACUUGGGACACCUAGCACUGAAAAUGCUGAGCUGUAUUGGUUUUGUGCAGAGAAAUGGUGCUGCCAUUGGCAAAUAACACUGUUAGUGGAGACAGAGCUACAGCAAGUGAGUUAAAAAAAAAUAUUUUUUUCAUCAGGUGUUUGUGGAUGCAGACGAGGCAGAGAUUGCCCCAGUGCUGACCAAACUGCAGGCUGGUUGGGGCAAGAAGGUAGCUCUUGGCUCUUACCCUGACUGGUUGAGCAACUACCACAGAGUCAGGCUGGUCCUGGACUCUGACAGCCAGGAGGAGGUGGAGAAAGCACGGACUCAGCUCCUAGAAGAGCUGCCCAAAGGAAGUGUGGUGCCCCUAGUGACUGACCCGGUGUCCAUCGCCACUGCUGAGGUGUACACACUGGCCAACAAUGGUGAGGGGGAGUCAGAGAGUUUGCAGAAUGAUAGUAAAACUCUGUCAAGUUAAUACAAAGUGAAUAUUGCAGAGAACUCUUUGACUUUACUCUGGCUCUGGGGCCGAUAAAGGAAGAAAUUAUUGGAGUAAUUAAAGCUGUAAAAUCAUAGUUGGUUAUAAAAAGAGAUUAAAAUCGGCAUGAGACUGAUAACCAACAAAAUUUGACUCCAUUCAUUUUUAAACAUCUUCCCACUGUGGUUUUCAUUUCUCAAGGCACACCGCUGGGCGAGAAAGUUACGACUGCUCUGAAAACCAUUGAAGCGGCACUGGAUCAGUAUUCGAUGGAGGAGGUCUGUGUCGGCUUCAACGGAGGCAAAGACUGCACAGCGCUGCUCCAUCUGUACUACGCCGCGCUGAAACGGUAGAAUCUCAUCAGAGGAGAAGAGAGGAGAAAGAUCUGUUACAGUAGGGGACGGAAUGAUUUAACUAGGGCAAAACAAAUGACCUGAGAGAGAAGAGCCGAACAGGAGAUUCAGAUUAAAAACAUAAUGAUAGCACUUCAGUGUAGUGGGGCAUCAGAGUGAGAAAUAAGCAGAGGAUAGAAAAUGAGUCCGGCAGCAACCAGGGACAGCUCUAAGAUGAGUUGGACUAAUGUUUGAGCUUCUUUUUUUUUUAACCUGAAUUGUAAAGAUUGGAGAAGAGAAUCAUAAAAAAAUAAACAGGAGUUUACUUUCCUCAUUUCUCUUAUUUUCUCUUUUUCUCUUUUGCCACUCUCAGGCGGUAUCCAGAGGGUAAAGACAAACUGAAAGCACUGUAUAUACGUAUCGUCUCUCCAUUCCCAGAAAUGGAAAGAUUCCUUCAGGAUACAAUAAAAAGGUAGAGUGUGUAUACUGUUAACACUUCUCACAUAAUAUUGAAGGUGUUAUAAGUACAAAUAAUUGUCUAAUGCUUAUUUUUCCAAAGAAGUGUAUAGUUAUUUUUAACAACUCGCUAUUUUACACUGUGUUUCCUGUAGGUAUGACUUGGAUUUGUUCUCAGUGGAGGGAAGUAUACGGCAGGCGCUGAGCGAGGUGCAGGAGAGGAAGCCGGAGCUGAAAGCCGUCCUGAUGGGAACCAGAAGGAGCGACCCUUAUUCUCACACACUCACAGCCAUGUGUCCCACUGACCCUGGCUGGCCAGACUACAUGAGAGUCAACCCAUUACUAGUAAGCACAAAAUAAUACCAUGUCUCAAAGGUCUGGGUUAGAUCAUCAUUUUCUUAAGUUAAAAAAAAACUGUAACUGGUGGAGAAGUUGCACAAUAAGCUUUACCUGACAUGCUUUAUAUUUAACCUUAGGAACACCUGUGAUCAUUAUUUAUAAAAACAAGAACCGAGCAGACCUCCAGCUUCCUCUCAUUAUGGUGUUUCAGUCUGAACGGAGCUGCAGGUGAAACUGCUAUUUGACUGCUAAUACAAAUCUGUUUUCGCUGCUCCGGCGAGGCAAUUUCCCUUUGUUACACUUAAUGUUAUUUGUCAUCUCCACUGAAGUUUCGUAGCUCAGAUCUACAGGGUUUUAACAAAAUAUUUACAACACCUGCACAGUUUAAUCCACUUCAGCAGCCCUGCAGGAAUGCAGCAUUCGUGAGGCUUAAAAUGUUGUGAUGAAUAUUAUACAAGCACUAUCAGCAGCUACACCUGCUCGGUGUUGUAGUUUCAAAACAUUUUUGACACCAAUUUAAAAUCAAAAACUUCACAUAAUAAAAGUUAUUAACAGUCAUGCUGUGAGAGCCGCAGUGGAGAGUAUGAGCCAUCAGCAGUCGACUUCAUUAUAUGACAACUGAUGCGGCAUAAAUGCAGCUCAGAGGGAUGAUUACAUACCAAUAAAAACUGAUGUCAACACUCACAGGACUGGACGUAUCACGACAUCUGGUCCUUCCUGAGGACGUUAUACGUGCCCUACUGUAUUCUCUAUGACAAAGGGUAAGAAAACAUUUGACAUUUCCACUUUCUCUUCUCUGUUUUCUCUGCAACAUUUCUUUUGAAUAGCUGAAUUCUAGUUUUUUAAAGUCCUCUUUUAACCUGCAGGUACACCUCCCUGGGCAGUAUGGACAACACCAAACGAAAUGCGGCCCUCCAGGUGGUGGAUGAGAGGGGGGUGACGCGGUACAGACCUGCCUACCAGCUAGAGAACGAAGAAGAGGAGCGAAACUCCCGUGCCUGAUGUAGCCUCACCUGUUGCUGAUAGACCCAGAUUCCUUUGUACACGCACAACAUAUGAUGGACAUUUUUACCACACCUUUAUGUGAAUAGUAGCAGUAUGAGAUUGUGAAGAAAGUGUGUGUGUGUGUGUGUGUGCGUGAGUGUGUGAGUUCUGUUUGUUCAUACACGUGAGUUUCAGUCUGAAGUAACGGCUUUUAGUGCUGUUGAAUAAAACAUCAAUCUGUGUCAUCUUU
Molecule: messenger RNA, 7924 nt
Organism: Xyrichtys novacula (pearly razorfish)
Lineage: Eukaryota; Metazoa; Chordata; Actinopteri; Labriformes; Labridae
Source: the annotation of a GenBank genome assembly